Plectropomus leopardus (leopard coralgrouper) is the source of this 1221-nucleotide messenger RNA. RefSeq lists its product as uncharacterized. Gene Ontology annotation, biological process: positive regulation of canonical NF-kappaB signal transduction; positive regulation of JNK cascade. Gene Ontology annotation, molecular function: signaling receptor activity; protein binding. The record is from RefSeq and is a predicted model, not a curated record. Gene Ontology annotation, cellular component: plasma membrane. Lineage: Eukaryota; Metazoa; Chordata; Actinopteri; Perciformes; Serranidae.
AUGGACUGUUUGCCAAUGGAGGCUCGUCUCUGUGCUGCUCUGCUCGUGGUUUGGUGCAUGCUGGUGCACUCUGAGCCCAGCUGCGAUCAGACAGAGUUCUUACACACUAAUGGCACUUGUGUUGCAUGCCCUGUGUGUGGACCAGGAGAACAACUGUCAGAGGACUGUGGUUUUGGAGAUGGUGGUGAAGGCGCCUGUAUCCUGUGCGAAGGAGGGGAGUUCAGCGCAGAUACAGGUGUGGCUCCCUGCAUGCGAUGCACACAGUGCAACCUGCUGAACCGCCUGGAGAGGACAGCGUGCUCACCCACCAGUGAUGCCCAGUGUGGUCACUGCCUCCCAGGGUAUUAUGAACUCAGGAGCAUGACUGGGGAAGUGGAGCUGCCCUGCGUGCCUUGUUACAAAGACGACAGAAUCCAUAAAGAGUGUUUGCUUUUGACAGCUCGUGGCUCUACAGGUGAGAGUGCCGUCACUUCGCCCAGGGGAAAUUUCAAAGUACCCAAAGAGAAGAGAGUGAAAGAGGAAACAUUUCCUAUGGUCCUGAUUGGCUCAGCAACAGCGUCUUCAAUUUUUCUCAUUGCUCUGCUGCUUUGGGGCGUCCUUCUCACUGCUGAGAGAUUCAAGCGGGUUCCUGAGUACUGUCCUGGGCCCGAGGGAGUGCUUUCUACAGACGACCUUCAAUACACACCUUUGUCCAGCCCAGCAGAGGGAGCAGCCGAACAAUCAGACGAUCCUCCGCAGACACUUGUUCCAGAUCAAGAUCCCCCAAGAGGCCUGAACUCACUCAGCCAUGACAAUGAGGUGCACCCUACUUCUAUUGUGAUUAAUGUCACCACCAACAUAAAGCCCUCCAGGCAGAAAGACGAGAACAUCUCACAGGAGGAGAAGCAGAGCAGCUGCUCCUCCACGGAGGAGAUGGAGCAAAAACUUCAGACAAUCUGGGAAGUGGCUCAAGGUCAAAGUAUUGAAAUGCUCGACUAUGACUCGGUGCAGGACUUGUCCUUGCUGCUUGACUCUGCUGACAGCAAGAACAUGUUGAGGAGACUGGGGCGCUCUUUGGGUGUCCCACCUCAGGUCAACGCUCAUCUCCAAGGUUUCCAGGACCUAUUUCAGUAUCUGCGCACCUCCACCUACACACUGAUGCCCCAACUUGCCCAGGCUGCUGCGCUCCUGCCUAAUCCUGAAGUUGUUGCUCGGAUACACAGAGCUGUGGUGAAAAAGUAA